This is a messenger RNA of Suillus clintonianus, 249 nucleotides long. RefSeq lists its product as uncharacterized. The transcript has a single exon. The annotation marks the transcript as partial. The record is from RefSeq and is a predicted model, not a curated record. Lineage: Eukaryota; Fungi; Basidiomycota; Agaricomycetes; Boletales; Suillaceae.
UGGCCCUCCAUCUUUUCCGGAUUGGAAGUUAUCGCGAAUCGGUUGACCUUGAGUCAUAGGGACGGCGGCGGUUCGCCGACUCUGUAUGAUCUUCUAGUCAGUCUGGGGAUUGGCCACACUGCCACGUUGAAGUUGGCUGAUGUGAAGGCUGAACUGGAUUAUUUUCCUGGAACCAUGCUUCACAUUUCAGGCAUGGUUCUGGAGCAUUCGGUUGGGCCUUGGAAUGAGGGAGAACGAUUCGUAAUCGCU